AUGGAGGCAAAUUCUCCCACAACUGCCGCAAUAACAACAUCGACAACAACAACAUCAGCGGCUGCAUCCACCACAGCACCAGCAGUGGCAUCCACAUCCAACACAACAGCUCCCUCGCCAGCUGCCUCCGUGAAGAGUCUCACAGGAAGCGGAAGCCACAGUGCCACAACGUCCAGCUGCUCCGUCACAGCCUCAAUCACCGCCACCGCCACCGCCAACUGCUUAGCUCAAUCCCUGCCCCAAUUGCUUACCACCAGCAGCAGCAGCAUUGACAUCUGCAAGCUGGAUGAUGUCAACAAUCUAUCGCUCGCCAGCGCUCCCUCCGAGGGUCAACGAUCCCUCUCUGGUGCACCGUCGGCUUCCUCCAGUCCCAUAUUGAGUCCACAGGGCAAGAUCUAUGGACGCAACGCAAAUGGCACAGUGAUUCCCACAUCGCGUCCGAGCAAUGAGGCUGAGGUGCAGCUAUACAGGGUGCUCCAGCGUGCUAGUUUGUUGGCCUACUACGAUACCUUGCUGGAGAUGGGCGGAGAUGAUGUGCAACAGCUGUACGAUGCUGGCGAGGAGGAGUUCCUCGAAAUUAUGGCACUGGUGGGUAUGGCAUCAAAACCGCUCCAUGUGCGACGUCUGCAGAAGGCGCUGCACGAAUGGGCUAAAAAUCCAGCGCUGUUUCAGGGUUCCAUGCUGCCGCAUUUGGGUGGUCUUUGUGAGACGCCGACGAAGCCGGCGCUUGUCUUUAAUCCGGAUACGACUCCCGCCCUGCCACGUAGCAAAUUCUCCUCCUUUAAUCCCGCUGCCUCGUUUCAGGCCACAAGUCUGCCACAACUGACCACAACGCCGACAUCGGCGCCAGCUGUGCAUUUGUUGUCGCAGAUCAGUGUGCCCACAGUCAUGUGUGCCACUCCCACUCCCACUCCCAAUCCGUUGCCCGCAACUGUGGCCACAUCUCUGCCAAGUGCGGCAAGUGUUGCCACGCCCUCUGCCCAUCAGGUGUCCUCCAGUUCGCCACAGCUGACGCCUGUGCUGACGGAGCUGCAGGUGCAACGCAUUACCAUGUGUGCCGCGAAGAUUGCCCGCCAGCUGCCGCAACGUGAGCCGCGGGCACAGACGUCCAAGAAGCGGACGACACGGGAAUUGGAGCAGGUGAUUGCAAUGGGGGAGCAUGAUCCACGUCGCAUGGAUGAGAUACGUAAGUAUUCGGCUAUUUACGGUCGUUUCGAUUGCAAGCGACGUCCGGAGAAGCCACUCACCCUGCACGAGGUCUGCGUGAAUGAGGCAGCUGCUCAGCUCUGUCGCAAUCCCCAAACAAUUUGGCUGCUCACGCGCCGUGACGAGCUCUUUCCUUUAGCCCGGCAGAUUGUUAAGGAUGCGGGUUUCGGCCAUUCGGCCAGCAUUGCCCGCUAUGGCAAUCUAUUGUCCCAAAUGCCAGCCCAAUCCGCUGAUGCCCAUCGCAGUGUCAAAAUCGAUGUCGAUUGUGAGUCGAGCGAUGCCGCUGUCACCAUCAAGCGUCAACGAUUGUCCUCCACCGAAGCGGCUCAGCUGCCCAUGGAACUCAAUCGGGAAGCUGUCGAGGAUUCGCGCUACAAUCUGUUUGCCAUGUACCAAAAGUUCGCCAAGCCGCCUUUCGAUCUGACGGAAAUAGCUAAAUUCUCACUGGGCAAGACGGCGGACUUUGAGGAUAACGAUUCGCGUUUCUCGUUCAGCAAUUCCUGCUCUCCGCCCAUGCCAGCCAAUGGUCUGGAAAAUGAACGAUCACCUGUCUCAUCGCUGGGUCACUGUCCCGAGUCCCACACAGCUAGCGAUCUGACCCUCACGGAAUCCAUUGAUCUGACUGCCAGUGGUGUCCAGGUCAUUUCUGCAGCGGGUGAUAAUAUCAUUGCCGUCGCAAAUCCCGCAUUGGCACUAAGCCCCACCCUCAAUGAGGUCCUCAAACGGAAUGCAACUUCACCGGAAGCUUAAGAGAGAGAGGGAGAUAGAGAGAUCGCUGAAGAUCCACAGUUGAACAUUUAGUGCCAGUUUAAGUAUGUGCAAUUUAAUAAAAUUAAAUACAAUUUGUUAGCCCUAAGUGAGAGAAAAGUAAAUCAAUCAAUCUAGAGCGUAAACCCUGUGAUCUACACUAUUCUGUAAUAAAAAUAAUAUUUCACCCACA
Molecule: messenger RNA, 2146 nt
Organism: Drosophila innubila
Lineage: Eukaryota; Metazoa; Arthropoda; Insecta; Diptera; Drosophilidae
Gene: nab
Product: NGFI-A-binding protein homolog
Exons: 6
Coding region: 1-1956 (651 amino acids)
Biological process (GO): negative regulation of DNA-templated transcription
Cellular component (GO): nucleus
Molecular function (GO): transcription factor binding; transcription coregulator activity
Source: RefSeq, a predicted model, not a curated record